GUCGCCGCUUCCCAAACACUCUCCGGGGGGCUGUGCGCGACGCCCGCCGCGGAGAGUCCGGACCAGGUGCCCGCGGCCGCUUCCCUCCACGCCCACAGACCGGGAACAAAGUUGCCGAGAGCCAGCGGGCCGAGCGCGCAGCCGGGGGCGCUCUGGCCGCUCCGCGCGCGCCCAUGGGGGGAGGCGGCGGCUGCGGAGCGCACGGCGGCGGCCGGGGCGGCGGCGGCGGGGCGGCCCGAGGGGAUGUAGCAGCAGUCGGGGGGCUCGGCCGAGCGCAGUAGACGGAGCCCCCGCGCGGCGGGGACGGCAGCCGAGGCGACCCGGCUUCGCAGCGCCCGGACCUGAGCCUGUCCUCGGACGGCGGCCGCGGCGCCCGAGUGCUUCCCGGAGACCCCAGGCGGCGACGCGAGCCCCCGAGAGGAGGGGGCGGCCCUGCGCGCGGAGGAGCAGGAGGCCCGUGCGUCCCCGCCUUCCCACCUCUCCGCCGCUCGAACUCCCUAAAAAUAACUCAGGCCCGCGGGGGCCGGGAGGAGCCGCCGCCGUACCCGAGAGGAGCCGGGGAGGCGUGUCGAGCCCGGGCCCGGAGGGAGCCUUCCCGGCCGCGCGGCGCGGAGGAAGCGGAGGAGGCGGAGGAAGAGGGAGCCCCGGGUCGCCGGGAGCCGCGGGGACCCUCGGGCCUCGCGCGCCCGCCGCCCCGCCGCGCGCCCCGGACCCCACCGCCCCGCCGCCGCCGCGGUUUGGCUGGUUGGCCCGAGGCGGGCGGGCGGAGCGCGCAGGGCGGAGGCGGCGGCGGCAGCGCUGGGCCGGGAGGAGGCGGCCGAGGGCGCGGAGCGGCCCCGGCCCGGGCCGCGGGGGGAGAUGGCGUCCUACGUGGAUAACAGCUUCCGCCAGGCGGUGAUGAAGAACCCGGCCGAGAGGACCCCCCAGGAUCUGGAAAUAGUGUAUUCCUAUUUACAUGGUAUGGAAGCCUUAUCCAACCUGAGGGAGCAUCAGCUUAGGUUAAUGUGUGAAACUGUGAGAUACGAAAGACAUGAAGCCAAUGAAGUUUUAUACUAUCCUGAUGAUAUUGGGACCUGCUGGUACAUCCUUCUCUCUGGUUCCGUGUUCAUCAAGGAAUCCAUGUUUCUUCCACGAAGCAGUUUUGGCAAGCGUUCUGCAGGAAGCUUUAGGCGUGGCUGUGAAUGCAUUGUGUUAGAGCCGUCUGAAAUGAUUGUGGUAGACUAUAUGGAUGAAAAUGAAGAAUAUUUUCAGCGUCAAGCUUCUCAUCGACAGUCUCGAAGGAGAUUUAGAAAAAUCAACCAGAAAGGGGAAAGACAAACGAUCAUUGACACAGUGGAUCCUUAUCCUGUGGGCAAACCACCUUUGCCUAGAGGUUACCACACGGAAUGCACUAAAUCCCAGCUUCCUGCAGAUUUCACAAAGCUACACCUCACUGACAGUCUCCACCCACAGGUGACCCACGUCUCCUCCAGCCACUCAGGAUGUAGCAUCACUAGUGAUUCUGGAAGCAGCAGUCUUUCUGAUAUCUACCAGGCCACAGAAAGUGAGGCUGGUGAUAUGGACCUGAGUGGGUUGCCGGAGACAGCAGUGGACUCUGAGGACGAUGACGAUGAAGAGGACAUUGAGAGGGCCUCAGACCCUCUGAUGAGCAGGGACAUUGUGCGGGACUGCCUGGAGAAGGACCCCAUUGACAGGACAGACGAUGACAUUGAACAACUCCUGGAAUUCAUGCACCAGUUGCCGGCUUUUGCCAACAUGACUAUGUCAGUGAGGCGGGAGCUCUGUGCUGUGAUGGUGUUCGCAGUGGUGGAAAGAGCCGGGACCAUCGUGUUAAAUGACGGUGAAGAGCUGGACUCCUGGUCAGUGAUUCUGAAUGGUUCUGUGGAAGUGACUUAUCCAGAUGGAAAAGCAGAAAUACUCUGUAUGGGAAAUAGUUUCGGUGUCUCUCCUACCAUGGACAAGGAAUACAUGAAAGGAGUGAUGAGGACAAAGGUGGAUGACUGCCAGUUUGUCUGCAUAGCCCAGCAGGAUUACUGCCGUAUCCUCAACCAAGUAGAAAAGAACAUGCAAAAAGUUGAAGAGGAAGGGGAGAUCGUCAUGGUGAAGGAACACCGAGAGCUCGAUCGAACUGGAACAAGAAAGGGGCACAUCGUCAUCAAGGGCACCUCAGAAAGAUUAACGAUGCAUUUGGUGGAAGAGCAUUCGGUGGUGGAUCCGACGUUCAUAGAGGACUUCCUGUUGACCUAUAGGACUUUCCUCUGUAGCCCGAUGGAAGUGGGCAAAAAGUUGUUGGAGUGGUUUAAUGACCCGAGCCUCAGGGAUAAGGUUACACGGGUAGUAUUAUUGUGGGUGAAUAAUCACUUCAAUGACUUCGAAGGGGAUCCUGCGAUGACUCGAUUUCUCGAAGAAUUUGAAAAUAAUCUGGAAAGAGAGAAAAUGGGUGGACAUCUAAGGCUGUUAAAUAUUGCAUGUGCAGCUAAAGCAAAAAGAAGAUUGAUGACACUCACAAAGCCAUCCCGAGAAGCUCCCUUGCCUUUUAUCUUACUUGGAGGCUCAGAGAAAGGAUUUGGAAUCUUUGUUGACAGUGUAGAUUCAGGUAGCAAAGCAACUGAAGCGGGCUUGAAACGAGGGGACCAGGUAUUAGAAGUAAAUGGUCAAAACUUUGAAAAUAUUCAGCUGUCAAAAGCCAUGGAAAUUCUUAGAAAUAACACACACUUAUCUAUCACUGUGAAAACCAAUUUAUUUGUAUUUAAAGAACUUCUAACAAGAUUGUCAGAAGAGAAGAGAAAUGGUGCCCCUCACCUCCCUAAAAUUGGAGACAUCAAAAAGGCCAGUCGCUACUCCAUUCCAGAUCUCGCUGUAGACGUAGAACAGGUGAUAGGACUAGAAAAAGUAAAUAAGAAAAGUAAAGCCAACACUGUUGGGGGAAGGAACAAGCUAAAAAAGAUACUUGACAAGACUCGGAUUAGUAUCUUGCCACAGAAACCAUAUAACGAUAUCGGGAUUGGUCAGUCUCAGGAUGACAGCAUAGUAGGAUUAAGGCAGACGAAGCACAUCCCGACUGCACUGCCCGUCAGUGGAACCUUAUCAUCCAGUAAUCCUGACUUACUGCAGUCCCACCAUCGCAUUUUAGACUUCAGUGCUACUCCUGACUUGCCUGAUCAAGUGCUGAGGGUCUUCAAGGCUGACCAGCAAAGCCGAUACAUCAUGAUCAGUAAGGACACCACGGCGAAGGAAGUGGUCGUUCAGGCCAUCCGGGAGUUUGCCGUGACCGCCACCCCGGAUCAGUAUUCGCUCUGUGAAGUCUCCGUCACACCAGAGGGAGUGAUCAAACAAAGAAGACUUCCAGAUCAGCUUUCCAAACUUGCCGACAGAAUACAGCUGAGUGGAAGGUAUUACUUGAAAAACAACAUGGAGACAGAAACCCUCUGUUCAGAUGAGGAUGCUCAGGAGUUGCUGAGAGAGAGUCAGAUCUCCCUGCUGCAGCUCAGCACCGUGGAGGUGGCCACGCAGCUCUCCAUGCGGAACUUUGAGCUCUUCCGCAACAUCGAACCCACUGAGUAUAUAGAUGAUUUGUUUAAGCUCAAGUCAAAAACCAGCUGUGCCAACCUGAAGAAAUUUGAGGAAGUCAUUAACCAGGAGACGUUUUGGGUAGCCUCUGAGAUUCUGCGGGAGAUGAACCAGCUGAAGAGGAUGAAGAUCAUUAAGCAUUUCGUCAAGAUAGCUCUGCACUGUAGGGAGUGCAAGAAUUUUAACUCCAUGUUUGCCAUUAUCAGUGGCCUAAACCUGGCACCAGUAGCAAGACUGCGAACCACCUGGGAAAAACUUCCCAAUAAAUAUGAAAAGCUGUUUCAAGAUCUCCAAGACCUAUUUGAUCCUUCCAGAAACAUGGCAAAAUACCGCAACGUCCUCAACAGUCAAAACCUGCAGCCUCCCAUCAUCCCCCUGUUCCCAGUGAUCAAGAAGGAUCUCACGUUCCUCCACGAGGGGAAUGACUCCAAAGUCGACGGGCUGGUCAAUUUCGAGAAGCUCAGAAUGAUUGCAAAAGAAAUUCGUCAUGUUGGCCGAAUGGCCUCUGUGAACAUGGACCCCGCCCUCAUGUUCAGGACGCGGAAGAAGAAGUGGAGGAGUCUGGGGUCUCUCAGCCAGGGUAGUACAAACGCAACCGUGCUAGACGUUGCUCAGACAGGUGGUCAUAAAAAGCGGGUGCGUCGUAGCUCCUUUCUCAAUGCCAAAAAGCUUUACGAAGAUGCCCAAAUGGCUCGAAAAGUGAAGCAGUACCUGUCCAAUUUGGAGCUCGAGAUGGACGAGGAGAGUCUGCAGACGUUAUCCCUGCAGUGCGAGCCAGCCACCAACACAUUGCCUAAGAAUCCUGGUGACAAAAAGCCUGUCAAAUCCGAGACCUCCCCGGUGGCCCCGAGGGCGGGGUUGCAGCCAAAAGCGCAGCCUCAGCCGCAGCCCCAGCCACCGCAGCCGCCGCAUAAACUCAACCAAGGUCUGCAGGUUCCCGCUGUGUCCCUGUAUCCUUCUCGAAAGAAAGUUCCCGUAAAGGAUCUCCCACCGUUCGGCAUAAACUCUCCACAAGCUUUAAAGAAAAUCCUUGCUUUGUCUGAAGAAGGGAGUCUGGAGCGUCACAAGAGACCAGCAGAAGACACGAUAUCCAACGCGUCUUCCCAGCUCUCCUCUCCCCCGACCUCUCCACAGAGCUCGCCGAGAAAAGGUGGCAGUGGCCAUCAGCUGAGAUCUUUUGGCUCCGGGCAGUUGGACUUAACCAGCUCCUCCUCUUCUCUUGGAAGCUACACUUUGGCUCCGAGCGGCACCGUGGAUAACUUCUCAGAUUCCGGCCACAGUGAGAUCUCUUCACGAUCCAGUAUCGUCAGCAACUCCUCCUUCGACUCGCUGCCCGUCUCACUGCCCGAUGAGCGGCGCCAGAGGCCAUCGGUCAGCAUCGUGGAGACCAGCCUGGCCGCGGGCCGGCCGGAGAGGCGGCCACUGGUGGAGCCUGACCAGUACAGCCUGGGGUCCUGCGCACCGCUGUCUGAGAGCCGGGGCUUGUACGCUGCAGCUACAGUGAUCUCUUCUCCCAGCACGGAGGAGCUUUCCCAAGACCAAGGGGACCGAGCCUCACUUGAUGCCGCCGACAGUGGCCGAGGGAGCUGGACGUCGUGCUCGAGCGGCUCCCACGAUAACAUCCAGACCAUCCAGCACCAGAGGAGCUGGGAGACGCUCCCCUUCGGGCACACUCACUUUGAUUAUUCAGGGGACGCCGCAGGGCUGUGGGCCUCGAGCAGCCACAUGGACCAAAUCAUGUUUUCUGACCACAGCACAAAGUACAACAGGCAGAGUCAAAGCCGAGAGAGUCUCGACCAAGCCCAGUCCCGGGCAAGCUGGGCCUCCUCCACGGGGUACUGGGGAGAAGACUCGGAGGGGGACACAGGCACAAUCAAGCGAAGAGGGGGGAAGGACGUCUCCCUCGAAGCUGAAAGCAGCAGCAUGACGUCUGUGACGGCAGAAGAAGCCAAACCCGUUGCCAUGGCUGCCCACGUGGCCAUGCCGCCCAGCGCUGCCAAGGGGCUUAUUGCGAGGAAGGAGGGCCGCUACCGGGAGCCGCCGCCCACCCCGCCGGGCUACGUGGGCAUCCCCAUCACCGACUUCCCCGACGCCCACCCGCACCCUGCCCGGAAGCCACCGGACUACACCGUGGCACUGCAGCGGUCCAGGAUGCUGGCCCGGCCGGCCGAGCCCCCCGCCCCAGGCACCGCCAGGCCCACCCCUCGGCCGCAGUGGCACCGGCCCAGCGACAGCGACCCACGCUCUGGCCCCUGUGCGCCCCCGGGCCUCGCCGCCGAGGAGGACGAAGACGAACAAGUGUCUGCUGUUUGAGGCAUGGGCUCCUCUGGACCCACGUCGGCCGCCCACAGGAGAGCACAAGACAUCCCCUAGCUUCGGAGCCUUGGAACUCACACUCUGAGGAUGGUGGACCAGUUUGCCUCCUUCCCUGCCUUAAAAGCAGCAUGGGGCUCCUUCCUCCCUCUUCCUGUCCCCUUUGCAUGUGAAAUACUGUGAAGAAACCGCCCUGGCACUUUUCUGCCUUCGUUGCUUGAAUGCACAGCGCAGCCAUCUCUGAGCUCCCGUGGCUGCCUGCCACAUCACACAGCAUCAUUCCAGACUCCAAGGUCAUCACCAUCGAGGAUUCACUCUGGCUGCACUUCUCCACACCUGGAAGGAUUUUUUAAAAAAAAUCUUCCUUUUAGAUUUCAGUCCAGUCCUAGCACUUGGUUUCAUUGGAAUCGCGAGAAAAGUCAGCCAUGGAACUACUUGGGGCCUUUUACCCACCAAGGAAGACAAAGAAAAACAAUGAAAUCCUUUGAGUACAGUGCUCGUCCGCUUGUUUACAAUGUCCUCCCUUUUUUUUUUCUUUUAAAUGAGUUUAAAGAUUGUGUUCAAAGAGUAAAUGUUAUAUCCAUUUAAUGAUUACAGUAUUAUUUUGAACCUUUAAGUAGGGUUGCCAGCCUGGGUUUCUCAAAAACCAAAUAUGCCGGACAGGGUGUGGUCACACCAGGAAGAGGGAAGACCGGCGCACAGCCCCUCUUCCUGUGUGCUGGCCACACCCGGGAAGUGCCCUAUCCUGGAAGCAUGAGAUGUUAGCCAAUUACCUAGAUCCCAAGGCCCCGGGCCCCUCCUUCCCCAGGGGCUGGGACUCUUCUGUACAACCGUUUGCACAUGGCCGGGGAGGGAACUGGGACUCUUGCGUCCUGUGUCUGAGCCUUAUGGAGCACAGGGCAGUGUCACCCAAGGGUGUGUCCUGCUCCAUCGAGACGGACGGCAAACCCCAUAUUGUUUUUAACUUAUGUUUCUUUGAUUUCUGUUCAUUUAGUCUUAGGGAUUCUCUUGCUUGUUUUUAAAGAGAAACGUUUAUAACUGGAUAGCAUUGCAGUGAAAGCAGCUCGGGGUGUUGUUGGCACUAAUGCCAGCUGUUCAUACUGCUCUUUCAAGACAGCCUCCCUGUAUCAGUCGAUCGAUGGGCAUGAGGGAAUAAACAAGCCUUUAACGUGAAAAUGAGCAAAAGAUCCAAAACCUGGUGCAAUCCGCCAGCCUUUGUUUGCAAGGCGGGUUGGUCACCAAAGACUGACCCGUAAGUGGCUUUACGGACGCUGAGAUGCAGAAGGCCUGAGUGUAGCGACCACCUGCUCACAGCUGCUAUUAACCCCAGAAGGACUGAGAUGACCCCUCCACUCUAUUUUUGUGUUGUUUUUGCACAGACUCCGGAAAAGUGAAGGCUGCCAAUCCGAGUAGUACUCAGAUGUGAGGAACUGCUGGUCUUGGAUUUUUUUUCCAUUAAAUUCAGCUGAUCAUAUUGAUCAGUAGAUAAACGUAAAUAGCUUCCAAUUUUAAAAGUCGAAUUGCAGUGUUUUUUCACUGUAUCAAAGCAAUGUCAGUGCUUUAUUUAAUAACUCUCUCCUGUAUCAUGACAUUUGUCCACUUGCUUAUAUAUUACAUUGUCAAUGAUGCAUUUGUAAUUUUACAUGUAAGAUGCAUUAUUUGCCAGUUUUCUUCUCUAGGCUAUGGACCUCAUGUGCAUAUAGAAAGACAGAAUUCUCGCUCUACACAAGUUGCACAAAUGUUAUCUAAGCAUUAAGUCACCGUAGAACAUAGGACUGUAACCUCAGUUCACUCUGUGAUGUCAAGUGCAGAAUGUACAAUUAACUGGUGAUUUCCUCAUACUUUUGAUACUACUUGUACCUGUAUGUCUUUUAGAAAGACAUUGGUGGAGUCUGUAUCCCUUUUGUAUUUUUAAUACAAUAAUUGUACAUAUUGGUUAUAUUUUUGUUGAAAAUGGUAGAAAUGUACUAUGUUUAUGCUUCUACAUCCAGUUUG
Messenger RNA from Hippopotamus amphibius kiboko, 7878 nucleotides. It is a transcript of the gene RAPGEF2, whose product is annotated as Rap guanine nucleotide exchange factor 2. Bases 859 to 5883 code for a protein of 1674 amino acids. Gene Ontology annotation, biological process: small GTPase-mediated signal transduction; positive regulation of ERK1 and ERK2 cascade. The transcript has 31 exons. Gene Ontology annotation, molecular function: protein binding; guanyl-nucleotide exchange factor activity. The record is from RefSeq and is a predicted model, not a curated record. Lineage: Eukaryota; Metazoa; Chordata; Mammalia; Artiodactyla; Hippopotamidae.